Messenger RNA from Lingula anatina, 1517 nucleotides. RefSeq names its product programmed cell death protein 6-like. Gene Ontology annotation, molecular function: calcium ion binding. The record is from RefSeq and is a predicted model, not a curated record. NCBI's taxonomy places the organism in Eukaryota, Metazoa, Brachiopoda, Lingulata, Lingulida, Lingulidae.
UACUUCUACAAACGAGAUAUCACGAGAGCGGAAGUAAAUAUGGCUUACCAAUACCAACAACCUGCGCCGGGCGGUGUCGAUCCCCAGUUUCUCUGGGGUGUUUUUCAAAGAGUGGACAAGGAUCACAGUGGCCAUAUUAAUUCAUUUGAACUUCAGAGUGCCCUUUCCAAUGGGACAUGGACUCCUUUCAACCCAGAGACAGUCAGGCUGAUGAUUGGCAUGUUUGACAGAGACAACAAUGGCACAAUCAAUUUUCAAGAAUUCCAAUCUCUGUGGAAGUACGUUACAGACUGGCAGAACACUUUCCGAAGUUAUGACAGAGAUAAUUCAGGGGCUAUUGAUAAAAAUGAGCUCAAGAUAGCUUUACAAAGUUUUGGCUACAGAUUGUCUGACAGAUUCUAUGACAUCUUGAUCAGGAAGUUUGACAGGCAGGGGCGAGGCCAAGUUGCCUUCGAUGACUUCAUACAGUGUUGUGUAGUGAUGCAGACUUUGACAAGUGCUUUUCGAUAUCAUGAUACAGACCAAGAUGGCUGGAUACAGAUUUCUUACGAGCAAUUCCUCACACUCGUGUUUAGCAUGAAGAGCUGAUAAACUGCGGAAUUGUGAAACAGAUAUAGAUAUUUUUCAGAUUCAGCUUCAUUUUGUAAAGAAAAAAGAAAGAAAACACGUAGCACCUGUUUAACCUAGACACUGAUGUUCCUGCUGACUUACAAUUAAAAUACUUUUAUUGUUAUUCAAAUGUAAAUUCUUUAGUGUGGAUUUGAAGAGACUGCCCAAGUCACCAAAGGGUAUAAACUAUUAUAGUUGAAUUCAAAGCUCUUAGUGGUAACCUUAGGACUUAGUUACUCAAGUCAAAUUUAUAUGUAUUAUUUGCUUAUUAUGAUUUUUGUGUCUGAAAGUGAUAUAUUCAGACUAAGAAUGAAGAUGUAUUAUUUAGAAAGAAUGUUUUGACUAUUUUGUUUUCUAAAAUAUAUAUGUCCUAUGUAACAUAUGGAGUGGCUCUUGUAGAUGGAAAACUGGAUUUGCUUGCAGAAUGAAUCUACAUUUUUGUAAUGUGAGAGAUAUAUUGGCUUUUCUUAUUUCAUAAUACAUUAAUGUCUAACAAAGGAUACAAACAUUUAGAAGAGUAAUGUUAUUGAAAAUAUAAGUGAUAUUUAAUAUCACUGCAAAAUACCAAAAAUGAUUUUUUUCCUCAUUUUAUGUCUUCAAUCUUGUAGGAACAUGUGCUGUCCCUAUACAUUAAGGUGAAGACGUUUUCUGUGACACAGUGUAAUAAAAUGAUUUACCCAUUUUUAAAGAAGUUUAUUUUGUUCCAUGUUGAAAUAGGCAUAUAUCUGCAUGCCAUCCGCGCCCAGAAAGAAGACAUUGAACAAAUGAACUUUCUAUCUGCUUUUACAGGACAAGUUCACAAUGAAAGUUAAUUAUAAACAAAAACAGACCACUUUGUGUUCAUUUUCUUAGUCUCUCGUGUACUUGUUUGCUGAAACAGACCUGUGGGGCUACUGCGUGAUGAUUAA